Molecule: messenger RNA, 552 nt
Organism: Photinus pyralis (common eastern firefly)
Lineage: Eukaryota; Metazoa; Arthropoda; Insecta; Coleoptera; Lampyridae
Product: eukaryotic translation initiation factor 3 subunit J-like
Exons: 4
Coding region: 277-537 (86 amino acids)
Cellular component (GO): eukaryotic translation initiation factor 3 complex; cytoplasm
Molecular function (GO): translation initiation factor activity
Source: RefSeq, a predicted model, not a curated record
UUCUAUUGGUGUAUUGGCUAGUGUGAAAUGGAAAUGUUCCAUUGUGAAAUCUAGAGAAAUUUUUGUCAAAGUUUAAGAUUGAAAUGGAAGUAAUGAAUAUCGCCUUAAUAUGUUCAACGCAAGCUAUUAUUCGUUUUAAUUAUCAUUUAUCGGUGAAUAAAGGUCCGUAUUACACGUGCAACUGAUUAAUAGUUGAUUAGGAUUACGUAAAAGUACACAUAAGAGGGGUACACGUGAAGGUUUAGAGCAGAUUGUCGCAAUAUUAUUCCCAGCACUAUGGAAGAUUGGGAAAAUGAAUUUGUGCCUCGGGGUGGAAAGGAUGGUGUCGCAUCUAACCAAUGGGAAGGUGAGGAUGAGGACGAUGAUGUUAAAGACAACUGGGAAGACGAAGAAGAAGAAAAGAAGGCAGAAGACGGUGCAAUUAUUGCCACGGAAGUAAAACAAAAAUCUAGGAAAAAGUUACAGGAAAUUAUUGCCGAAAAGGAGGUAUGUAACAUAUAUUGUGUAAUUGUGGAAGAGGUAUUUGAUAAAAGCUGAAAGUGUAAUUUGUCU